Plasmodium gallinaceum is the source of this 840-nucleotide messenger RNA. Its product is annotated as Plasmodium exported protein, unknown function. NCBI's taxonomy places the organism in Eukaryota, Apicomplexa, Aconoidasida, Haemosporida, Plasmodiidae. The record is from RefSeq and is a predicted model, not a curated record. The transcript is spliced from 2 exons. The coding region runs from base 1 to 840 and encodes 279 amino acids.
AUGUUAAAUACAACAUUGCAUCCUAUAAUAAAGAAAUCGAUAAAUUAUGAAAAUUUUUUUUUAGGAAUUAAUAAUAUAAAUGUAAACCAUUGUAAUAAAUAUUAUUUUUCAAAAAAAGAAGAAAAAUGUAAAAGAAUAUAUUAUGCAAAUAAUACUAUUAAUAUAUUUGUAUUAUUAUUUUUGCUUUCAUUGUUGUAUUUUUUCUUACAAUCAACAUUUAAAUUACAAGGUCAAGUAAUAUGUAUAUUAGGUCUUAAUAGAAAUUAUCCAAGAAAAUUAAUUGAGCGUGAAUAUUUUUAUAGAAAAAAAAAUAAUUUUAAUGAACUGAAAAGGAGGAUAAGCGAAGAAGAAAUUUAUGAUAUGUGGUGUCGUUACAUGAAUUAUAUGGAAGAAGAAGAUUGCAAUGAUAUUUAUAUAAAAAUUGAAGAAGAAUGGAAGAAUAUUACUGAAGAGUAUAAAAUUGAAAAGAAAUGGUCAAAAAAAAUUCUGAAAGUUUGGUAUACAGAACUAUCUAGGGAAUUGUUAUAUAAAUAUCUUCAAGAAUAUAGAGAGCUUGAGAAUAAACAAAAUGAUACAUAUACAUUAGGAGAUCAUAUAGAAUUUUUGAAUGAAAAAUUGAAUCAAUGGAGAAAUGACAGAUACAUUAUAAUGGAUAAAUGGAAAACAUUUAGAGAAGAAGCUACACAUAUAUGGAAUGAAUAUAUAUUAGAAACUUCUGAAAAAGAAGAGAAGGGAAACAAUGAAAAAGUGAUAGAAUCAUUAAAAAAAAGAAUAUCCAUAUCAGAAAAACAAGAAAUAAAAAAUGAUACUAAAAAUUGUAAAUCAAGUGUUAUUACAUAA